CUGUCCGCUGCUGCCUGCUGCUUCUGCUGCUGCUGCUGCAGGCACCGACACGUCUGGCUCUCCCCGAUCUCCGUGCGCUGGCUCUCGCUCUGGCUCUCCCUCGACCAUGUCCACUCCCCACGCCCACGCCCACGUCCCCUCCCCACCCUCAUCGUCAUCCAAUCACGCUCAAAUCUCCUCCCCCACAUCCCUCAGCACACCAUCAUCAUCCUCGCCCUCACAGCAUCCACAGACACAGACACAGUCACGCAGCGCCGAGUCGAAUCAAGACGAAAGAUCCAAUCGUAUCCUCCUCUUCUCCUUUGCGCCCGUCUUGAACAGUGCGCACGCACGCGCACGCGCACGCACGAGCACCAGCACCGAUGAUCGUCGUUGUAUUGCUCAGCUGAAAGCUGUCGCCAAUUCCAUCAUUUACGCUCCAGCGCUUCAUCAAGGACUAUGCAGCGCAGACGUGCACGCACACGCAGCACCUCCAGUCGGCCACGGCACGGCCCCCUCACUCUUCACCACAACGCACAGCCUCACGCGCGAGCUACUAGAGGAGGCAAAGAAGGAGGGGGAGGGGGAUGAUGAAGUAGCGUGGGACAUCCGGAACAGGUACUACGCAGCCCGCGUACACUUCGCCGCAAGACACGCCACAUUCCCGCCUCCCAGCAGCGGCCAUGCAGACCUCAGCACAAGCAUCGCAUCCUCCUCUUCGCCUUUGCUCUCGCCGCCCUCGCUCUCAAAGCUGCUCCCUCGAGCCGCCUUGUCUGGCAAGGAUGAAGCAAGCUCUGACUCGAGCAGCAGCAACGAGCAAAUCAUCCCUUUCGCAUCAGCCAACAAAACGUCCAGGCAGAGACGAGGGAGCGAAAGCGUGAAGCAGGAGGAGCAGGAGGAGGAGGAACGAUUGCGCGCGGCUACGAAGGAUGUGUUUGCUGCGCUAGAGGAACCAAAGCGCGCUGCUGCUGCUGCUGGCCGCACCGUUCCCACUGCCUCCAACGCUCCCUCUGCUCGAGCUCGAGCUCGAGCUGCUGCAAGGGCAAGCCGGUUGUCGCGGGUGGAUACAAAGUCUUUACGAUUCGAACUGCGAGGUGUGCAAGCGAUCAUCUUGGUGCUGGACGAAGAUCUGGUGAGUUUUUUGCGCGGCGGCAAGCGAGCAAAAGAAGGGGGAUGGGGGGGGAAACCUCCCUCUUCUCCCUCUUGCGCUAGCUUAGCAAGGUGAGCAUAGGGCUGAUCAUGAGUGAGCGCAUGCGCAUACACAGCCUCUCGAGACGCACGAGGAGAUUGUGCAGCUCUGCGAUCCAUCCAGCCAUACCGACAACGACACCGACACCAGCGCGGAUGAGCACGCACGCGCGCGCGCGCGCGCCCACGCACCAACAACACGUUUGCUAG
Messenger RNA from Ceraceosorus guamensis, 1377 nucleotides. RefSeq lists its product as hypothetical. The record is from RefSeq and is a predicted model, not a curated record. Bases 107 to 1204 code for a protein of 365 amino acids. Lineage: Eukaryota; Fungi; Basidiomycota; Exobasidiomycetes; Ceraceosorales; Ceraceosoraceae. The transcript has 2 exons.